Messenger RNA from Caenorhabditis auriculariae, 5497 nucleotides. The record is from the annotation of a GenBank genome assembly. NCBI's taxonomy places the organism in Eukaryota, Metazoa, Nematoda, Chromadorea, Rhabditida, Rhabditidae.
AUGCUGGUAUUCGGCCUCAUUGUCGCAGUGCUCUUCUCCGUGGGACCCGUCCAGUCGGAUUCCUUGUACGACAGCAACGAUCCGAUCUUGGAACUUGAUACCGACACAUUCAAUGCCGCUGUUUAUGGAUCUGUGAGUGUUAUUUUUUUCUCUUAUAUUUACUUCUUCUUGGGAAAAAUUACUUUUUUCCAAAGAUCCAAAGUUUUUUUAGAAUUUCAUGAAAGCUUUUUGUUUUUUUGAGUGAAAAAGAACCCUAAGUAUUUGAAAUUUCAACGUUUCAAUUUUUUUCGAAAAAAAUGUCGUACCGAAAACGAAGGAAAAAAACUUUUUUUCUUAUUUACUUAGGGUUUGUAAAAAUUUAUGCAUACAAAAAAAUAAAAAUUAAAAAAAGAAAUUAAACAGUACUUGAUUUGAUAUCAUUUGAAAAAAAUUCUCAAUUUGAAGUGAUUUAAAUCUGAGUGUUGAUUGCUGAAAAAAACUACUAUUGUAGAAAAUAUUCAAAAAUUUUUUUGAGAAAAAAAUAAUAUAAUGAAAAAGCUCAUUGUUCUGUAUAAACCACCUGUUAUAUUUUUUUCCUACUUAGUCAGCGGUACAUAAUCACUGUAUCCCUUCAUUAUAAUUUAUGAAUAGAUUGUGCUAAAAAUAAAAUCCGAAAACCAACUCAUUAAUUUUCAGAAAAAAGCACAUUUUGUCGAGUUUUAUUCAUCAUGGUGUGGAGCUUGUAUAGGAUAUGCUCCGACUUUCAAAAAGUUUUCGAGGUUCACAGAAACGUUCUUUCUUUCGAAGUUUCCCAAUUUUUUAGAGAAAUCUCAACUUGGUCGCCUUUAGUGCAAGUUACGGUUGUAAACUGUGCAGACGACAAAAAUAUGCCGUUGUGUCGGGAGCAUUCGGUCAGCGCCUAUCCUACCCUUAAGGUAUCUUCUGGUUUCUUUUGGUUCGAAGGAUUUCGAAGACUUGAUUUUUUCAGUAUUUCAAAUAUUUAUCUGCAAAUAAAGACGAUGCGAUGAUCUAUCGAGGCGACAAAUACGAUGUGUCAAAAAUGGAACAGGACAUUGCCGGAUUGGUGCAGGCCGAUCAACAGAAACAGAUCCCAGAAACCUGGCCCAUUUUCUCACACAUUUCCGAGUGGGUCCCAAUUUCGAGUUCAUCGACCACAUUUUUAACUUUCUGGUCAUUUUUAGCUUUUUAUAAUCAGUUCUUCAAUGCUUGUGGAGCUUCAAAAAGCUAUAAAAAAUUGCUAAAAAUAAUCAACGAUUUAAAAUACUGAAAAAGUUGCUGAAAGAUCCGUAAUAUUCUAAUAGUGUUACUAAAACCCUCUUUGAAUCUUUUUCUUAAGAUUAACGGUUAACAAAAAUAUUUAAGCUUCUUCAAUAUGCGUUUCUUGACCGACUAAUAAAUUUUUUUCUAUUGUUAGCAUAAUCUGAUUGCUUUUCCUGAAAAAUCUUAACUUAUACUAACUUAUUUCAAUAUAAUAUAUCAUUUCAGCGCAACAACUUUAACGGAACUGUUUCAAUCAAUUGGUAGUACUCCCUACCUUUCCAUCAUUUCUCAGGAAAACCCAGCCACAAUCGCGUGGGCGGUGAGCUUUUUUCUUUCACACAUUUUCCGAAUUUUUCGUUUUUAAUUUUAAUUUUAGAACAUUAUAAACUAUCACGGUAGCUCAAGCGUCAGAGUCGCUUCUAUCAGUCCGAAACAUCCUAUCGCCACACAGUUCUUUGGCUCAGAGGCUGAAAACAGAGCUCUUCUGUUCUCAACUGGUAACUCGGAGCCUUUGUGGAAAAGCUCGUGAGUUAUACUUGAAAAAUCCAAAAGUUUCAAGUGGUUCUCCCUUUAGAGCAUUAACCAAAUGGACAGACGUAGAGCAGAAGAUCAACGAGACGCUUGUCGAGAAUGGAACGCAACCUCAAGUCAACGCUCCUGCACAAGUUCAAGUAUAAAUUAUAUUUUUCCACAAGUGUUACUUCACCCUUUGAACCUCCACCUUUUUUGAAAAAAUGCCGAAAAGCGCAAAAAAGGUUUUGUCGGCCGCAUUAAAUGUAUCUAUAAAUUCACAUUCGGUGAAAACUCGAAAACUUCCGUCCUUUUUCUACAGUAUUGGAACAUUUCAAAUAUUGUGGAAAACGUUUUCAGCCAACUCUUGCGGCUCCUGCAAAGGCUGAUCAUCGUCAAUAUGAAGUUCAGUUGACCGACAUUCAAAGCGCCAUGAGUUACAUGCUUUACAAGGUUCUAAACAGAAUAUCUAAUGUUAAUAUCUAUGUUUUUGAGGAAAUACCGAGAAGAGAAGAAAUCAGCGGAGAGCCACUUGCCGCACUGAAGCAAUGGAUCCAUACGUUGAAAAAAGUUUUUUUUUUCUCACGAAAAGAGGAACAUUUGUAAAAUAAUCAUUUCAUUUUGUAGUACGCACCGGGAACUACACCCAUGCGACGGCUGUUCUAUCGAUUGGAUGAAUGGCUGCAGCUGCAAUCAACGGUCACAUCCGAUGCCUGGACUUCGAAAGUCGACGAAAUACAGGUUUUCCUUUUUUACGUCCCGGUUCCAUUGCAAACAAAUCAGUUACAGCAGUCGUUGGGAAACCCGUUGCCCAAGGAAAUUUAUUGGAUUUCCUGCGGAGGAUCAAAACCAAACCUCCGCGGUUACACUUGUGGCCUUUGGACCCUCGCCCACACAGUUUCCGCUGAAGCCUACAAGUCGGAGAAAGACAGUCAGUUUCAUUUAAGCCACAUGAACAACUGUUUUCUUCAAACAGAUGUCGCUUUCAAACCAGUUAUCGAUGUGUUGGAACCGUUCCGCGCAUUCAUCUUCCACUUCCUCAGCUGCUCUGAAUGCGCGCAAAACUUUACGAAAGAAGCGGAAAAGCAUCAGCUUCACUUGGUUACUCGUGCAGGUUUCUUAUUGUUUUAAUUUUGCUUUUUUUUGUUCAUAGUUCAUUCACAUUCACUGUUUUCUUGCUGCUGUCUUAAAAAAAUGGGUCUUCUGUAGCUUUUUUGCGAACAGAGCAUUUAAAAUUUACUUCCGUUGAAACAGGAAAUAAUCAUUUUUUUGAGCUCAAAAUUAUUUGAAUGGUCGGAAGUCCCGGUAUAUAAGAAAAUAGAAUGAAUGCUCAUUAGAAAGAAAUCAUCCCUGUUUGAAAUUCGGAAGUUAAGCUCAAAAUUGCAGAAGACGUGUACGCUUGGCUCUGGAAAGUGCACAACUUCGUGAAUGCUCGGUUGUCGGGAUCUCCAUCCGACGAUCCAGCAUAUCCCAAGCAGCAGUUCCCACCUAAAGUUUGAUGUCUAGGAAGAAAAAUCUUAUUCCAAUGUUCACAUUCAGUCCAUAUGUCCAACUUGCUAUGAUGCUAACGGUGUGCUGGAUGAAGCACAGACGUUGCCUUUUGUUUUGGAUUAUUACCUAAAUAUUAAGCAAGAUACAGUGAAGGUCAGACACCACCAACGUUUUUUUUUGACAGGUUUUUUAGACACCGCCAGGUUACAAGUUCACGGAGUACAAAGACGGGAAAAUGGUAGCGGCUGGUUCGCGUCAUUUGAACCCCAAGUUUGCUGUUCACGCUCAAAAAGUAUGUCGCUCAAAAUCAUUUAGCGCAAAAUUUUUUUCAAAGCCAAAAAAUACAUCACUUUCGGCUAAGAAAAAAACCCUGGAACUUUUCAGAUGGUUUAGAAAGUUUUGAUUUUUUUUUUUUGUUCAGGUUGAUAAAUUGGAAGAUGCUGAGAAGCUGCGAAAAGAACUGGAUGCAAGCCCACAGAGAAAUUGGAAAACGCUUAACGGCUAUGGUGAGACCGCUAUUUCCUCAAAAUAUUGAUUAUCCUCUCAGAUAAUGUCGAUGGAGGAGUGGCCACCAGUCGGGCUCAUCUCUACUUCAUUUGGCUGACAAUUAUUGGUUGCGCGCUCAUUUUUCGUUUAUUGCAAGUAUCGGCGAAACCGGUCCAAGUUCUGGAAAACAUUUUACUACCACAACGACUUCAAACUGUGAUUACUUUUUUUAUAAUUUCUAAUUUCCACAGUAUAUUUGAAACUAAGGGUUCUAAAAAGAAAAGGCAUCUCCCUCCACUUAAUCAAUGUUGGCCGCAUUUGCAUGUCAUUUUGUACUUGUCACGUCCGUGUUUGGUCUAUUUUAGGCGGUUCUCGCGCUAAUUUGCCCCACGGCGCAGCUAGUCAAUUCGUCUUCUUCGAAACAGAAAUUAUAUUUCAAUUGUGAUACGAAGAGGCACAAACGUUCUGGGUUUUCAUUUGCCGGUUCUUCUUUUUUUUUGUUUUAUAUGGUAGCGGUGCGUUUGAAGGUUGUUUCCCCUAAAUUAUGUGUAUAUGGCGGGCAAAUUAAUCAAAAAUUCUGGAUAAAAAAAGUCGAAACUCGUUUUACUUGACAUUUACAAAUCUUUGAAAUACGUUGGUGUUUUUUUUUCCGAAAAUUUCGAACAUAGCGUCAUUGAAAAAAACGUUUGUUUUAUCAGAGGAAAGUUUCCAGAAGGAACAUCAGAAAGAUUUUUUUAAAUGAUUCCAGCUUGCUGAGCCGCAAUCUCCUCAAGUCAAGCAUAUCUUGCACUUUUUUGAUAUUUCGAUCAUAAUUUUCAAUAUCAGAAUAAGUUCAUCCUCUUGUUCUGUUUGAAUCAAUCACUUAGUUUUUGCAUGAGCUCAAAUUUGCAAUUCACGUUGUUUCCCUCUUUGUAAAAAUAACUUGUUUCCGCCUUUUACAUGUCCGUCUCUUCAAUAAAUUAUUUAUAUUCUUGUGCUUUUUUUCAUAGCGAAUUUAACAACUAAUUUUGAAGUUUGUUUUGAGAUGGAGGGAGAUCAACCUUUUUUUUGAAUUUAAGACUCAAUCAAAAACUUGAGUUUUGAUUCAAAACAAAUAGCAAUUCGAUGUAGGAAAAAAGCUUGUCUUCAGAUGUCCAUGGACGUCUACGGUUACAAAAAGGAACGUCGUAUAACUUCUUGGUUACAAACUGUGACGAGUUCGAUCUCAAAACUCAAUUCAUUUCUUUCUUUUUCUUGAAGUUUUUGCGGUUUUUAUUUAUUUCAAAGUGCUGAUGCAAAAUUUACGUUUCGAAAAGUGUCGUUCAAAUAAAACUGGUUGCUUGAGAAAAUUGUAAACACGGGAGCAAUAAAGUUGAAAAAAAGGUAAUUUCAAGGAAUCUCCUUCAAUUCCUCUGUUAAUUUGCACGGAAUUUUUCUGAAAGUUGACAAGAAUUGUCUUUGCUGAACCAAAUGAAAAUUUAAAAAUUAUGUAAAGGAAAAAAAUGCUUGCGUGUUACGAAAAAAAGUAGAAUAUAGAGUCACUAAAUGGCGCGGUUAGCCGACUUUUUGCUGGAUUUCUCCACGUUACUUUCGAAGGGUUAGACAAUUUUUUUCGGUCGUUUUUUUCUGGGUUCCAAUCCAAUUCAUCAAGAAGAUCCAAAUCUUUAUUCGAAGUGAUUUUUCCUUGUAAAAAAAUUGAUACUAAAAACCAAAAGAAAUUCAUUUUGAAGUAUUUUUGGAUUCAGACACGCCUGGAGACAUUAAAUGCUAG